AUGGUAUCCAGUCCUGCAAAGGGAGGAAAAUGCCCCGUAGCCAACCCUCAGAAGAGCUCUAUGUUGUGUUUGAAUCAAUACAUCCCACCUGAGUAUUUGGGCAACCUAAGAAAACACAAGUACUCGGGCUGCGACCGCUCCAUCGUAAGCCGUUAUCUGAUGCAGUCCUAUUGGAACUUUGUUGUGGGUCUAAUUCCCAUGACAGUCGCUUCAAAUAUGAUCACAUUCAUCGGCUUUAUCGUCGGGUUGUCAAGUUCCAUCCCGGUGUUAUACUACUACUAUAUCCAAAAUGCGGUCUAUCCUUCGUGGGUGUGGUACUACGCAGCCGCUAGCGUGUUUUUUUAUCAAACGAUGGAUGCUAUAGAUGGUAAGCAGGCACGUCGAACAGGGACAUCAAGCCCUCUUGGUGAGCUCUUCGAUCAUGGUUGUGAUGCCUUUUUGAUACCCCCUUUACAGAUGAACGUUGUUUUGAUGGCCAACAUGCCUCCAUGGAUGACUUUUAGCUACUUUUUAUUAUCAUCGCUGGCGUUGUUUGCAUCAAUUUGGGAACAAUAUAGCACCGGUACUCUUGAUUUAGGUUAUUUUAGUGCACCAACUGAAGGGAUUCUGUUGAGCUGUGUACUCUUCGUCCUUACCGGUCGCUACUCGACUUCCUUAUAUGAUAAAACGCUCAUAGGUCCCUACAGUAUUCACAUCCCUGAUAGACUGACAACCUUGUUCUCGAAAGAUCUAGUAGUUCUUCAAAUCGGGUCAGUUAGGAGUAUUGGCUUCUUGUUCUUUUGUUUUACGAGCGUUUUCACGAUUCUUACAAACAUUGCGCACGUCAUUAAUACUCCAACUGUACAGAAGAGUAAGCUCACGUGUUUUUUAAUACCGCUACCAGUCGUCGUGUUAGCAGUAUUACACAUUCUCUUGUACGGUGUGUAUUCCGAUGUUCACGAUGCGUUUCCACUAGCCUUUGAGCUAAGCUUUGCAUUUCUUAUCUCAUUCAUGUCAACUCGCUUAACGUUGUCAAGACUUUGUGGGAUGCCGUACUCUUACUUGAACCUACUUUUUAUUCUAACCUUUGUUAUCACAGGAACUUCGGUUGUGACGCACUUUUACCCAUUGUCUUUGUCUAAACACUCUAAUGUAAAACGCUUACUCGGAAUAUCUAUGAUGUUCCUCACAUUCUUUGGUGUAUUUCAAUAUAUGCACAUGAUCGUGAGCGUUUUCCGGCAAAUUGCGUCAUUUUUAAACAUCAACAUCCUAUUCAUCACACCAAAAAGACAGGAUUAG
Phytomonas sp. EM1 is the source of this 1278-nucleotide messenger RNA. The record is from the annotation of a GenBank genome assembly. NCBI's taxonomy places the organism in Eukaryota, Euglenozoa, Kinetoplastea, Trypanosomatida, Trypanosomatidae.